AUGUCAGGAGCCAAACUUGACAUACGGAUAGACGUUAUCAAGGACCCCGACAUCGUGGAAGCAUCCGAAUCAAUGAUAGAAAAUCUUGAUCCCGUCCUGCUAGACGGCAACGAUAGCACAAAAAAGGUUUAUAUCGGGCACAACCUAUCGAAACUAGGUCGACUGACCAAAUGGGCCAUAGAACUGAGCGAGCACGAUAUAACAUAUAAACAGCGAAUCGUAAAAAAGUCGCAAGUGCUCGCCGACUUUGUCGCCGAUUUCAGCGUAGAGAUAAUGCCAGAAGUCGAGCAAGAAGCUCUUUGCACUUCAUCUGAACGAUCCGACCUCUGGGUCCUCUGCACCGAUGGCGCGUCCAACGCGUCGGGAUCAGGAUUGGGACUCGUACUCGAAGUCCCGACAGGCGAAGUAAUUCAUCAAUCUGUACGAUGCCCUAAAAUGACUAACAAUGAGGCCGAGUAUGAGGCCGUAAUUGCAGGAUUGAAAUUAGCCCUCAAGUAUGGUGCUCGGCGGGUCAUCCUCCGCUGCGACUCUCAACUCUUUGUGAAUCAAGUUACUGGAACUUUCCAAAUUAAGGACCAAAGGUUGCAGAAAUACCAGACCAAAAUCCACAAACUGCUGCCAGAAUUCGACGAAUGUCGAUUCAACCAAAUACCCCGAGCACAAAACAUUGAAGCAGACGGUAUCGCCAAGCUGGCAGCAACAACUAAAAACAUCACCAAGGAGAACGUG
Molecule: messenger RNA, 729 nt
Organism: Nicotiana tabacum (common tobacco)
Lineage: Eukaryota; Viridiplantae; Streptophyta; Magnoliopsida; Solanales; Solanaceae
Source: RefSeq, a predicted model, not a curated record